Molecule: messenger RNA, 951 nt
Organism: Vitis riparia (riverbank grape)
Lineage: Eukaryota; Viridiplantae; Streptophyta; Magnoliopsida; Vitales; Vitaceae
Product: 50S ribosomal protein L21, chloroplastic
Exons: 5
Coding region: 42-671 (209 amino acids)
Biological process (GO): translation
Cellular component (GO): ribosome
Molecular function (GO): structural constituent of ribosome; RNA binding
Source: RefSeq, a predicted model, not a curated record
AGAGGAGAGAGCUCCGAGGCCAAAGCCAAAGCAAACAAGGAAUGGCUUCCGCAACACUUGCCUUCUUCUCCUCUUCUCUCACACCCACUGCAACACUCUCCCUCAAGCACAAAUCCUCAGCACCAAAAAAGACUCUUUCUUUCUCCAAUUUUGGCUUUCUUUCUCCUCACAGCCUUACUCUCUCUUCAAGACGGUCGCCUUCUCCCCUUCCCAAAUCAUCCGAAUCCGAACCGUCAGUCAUCGAAGUGGAGUCUAGUGAACCUAAUUCCGAAGCUCUCCAAGUGGUCGAAGAGCCGCCGCCCGAACUGCCUAAGCGCGAGGAGAUUUUUGCUGUGGUUAUGAUUGGGUCUCGCCAAUACAUUGUUUUCCCUGGUCGGUAUAUCUAUACUCAGAGGCUCAAAGGUGCUGAUGUCAAUGAUAAGAUUAUCCUGAACAGGGUGUUGCUUGUCGGCACCAAAACAAGUACUUACAUUGGAAAACCAGUGGUUCCAAAUGCUGCCGUGCAUGCUGUAGUUGAAGAGCAGGGAUUAAAUCCUAAAGUCAUGGUCUUCAAGUACAAGAAGAAAAAGAACUAUCGCAGAAACAUCGGUCAUCGACAGCCAAACACACGGAUAAGGAUUACGGGCAUCACGGGCUAUCAAGACUCCCCAGCUGUUACCCUUGAUUCAUAGGACUUCCCAAACAGUAACACCACACUGGUUGUAGCGAAAUUUCUUCCCUCUUGUUUCUUCUCCAUGCAGUUUGUUGAAAAUUUUGUAUGCAAUUUCCUUAAUUUUAGCCUUGUGGGAUUAUUUUGGCAUAAUUAUUUGGGGGCAGAGGAUUGAUUUUGUGCUGUUUUCACAUGUGGGGGGUUGGAGGGUGUGAACAGCAAGAACCCUAGAUACUAUCCAACACUAAUGCUGGUGUAAUUUAAAAUUUGUAUUAAUUAUUUGAUUUCUAUGUUUUACACAA